AUGACAGUUAUUUGAGCUAACCACUUGAGGCUAGCUCAAGUGGAAAGACAGUUAUUUGAGCAUGUUGUCUCUGAAGGAGCUUUGAGCUUCCAUAUGCAUUUCCUAAAUCUGCUGUCAUAUUAUUAUUCAUUCCAAAACCCAAAAACAUGCUCACAAUUUUGCCACCUCUGCCUUUGAGCUUCCAUCCAAAACUCACAAUCAACUUCUCAGUACCCAAAUACAAGAAAAACCAGAAACAAAAGCAUCAAAACAACAACACCAAAACUUCCCUCUCUUUCCCAAAAUCAUCUCCAACUCCACUCCUUACCACCCAAAACUCUUACCCCAGAACAAAGCUUGACGUACUUGACGCCGUCGUCAAAGAACUCGAAGCAUCAGCGAAGAACCACCGCUUGGAUAUCGAGCUUGAAAUCUUUGCUUCGCUUUUGGAAACUUGUUACGAAUUACGAGCUAUCGACCAUGGUGUCCGAAUUCACCGCCUUAUUCCGCGUAAUAUUUUGAAAAGAAACGAAGGCCUAUCGUCGAAGUUACUUCGUCUGUAUGCGUCUUGUGGUUGCAUCGAAGAUGCCCACCAGGUGUUCGAUGAAAUGCGUAAGAGGAAGAACACAUCCGCUUUUGUGUGGAAUUCGCUUAUCUCCGGAUAUACUGAAUUGGGACAGUACGAAGAUGCUAUGGCGCUAUAUUUUCAAAUGGAAGAAGAGGGAUUUGAGCCAGACAGGUUUACCUUCCCUAGAGUUUUAAAGGCAUGUGGGGGUAUAGGGUCUAUACAAAUAGGUAUGGCUGUGCAUCGACAUGUUGUUCGAUUGGGUUUCACCAAUGAUGGUUUUAUCCUUAAUGCACUUGUUGACAUGUAUGCUAAGUGUGGUGACAUUUUGAAGGCUCGAAGGGUCUUUGAUCUAAUUAGUAGUCGAGAUUCGGUUUCAUGGAAUUCGAUUCUCACCAGCUAUAUUCAUCACGGGCUUUUUUUGCAAGCAUUAGAUAUAUUCCGUGGCAUGCUUCAAGAAGGGCAUCAGCCUGAUUCGAUUGCUGUAUCUGCUAUUCUGAGCAGGGUGACAACAUUGAAGCUUGGGGUUCAGAUUCAUGGAUGGGCAUUUCGACAAGGAAUGGGAUGGAACUUGUCCAUUGCUAAUUCCUUAAUUGUUCUCUAUGCCAAGCAUGGCGAGUUGGAUAGAGCGCAACAGGUGUUUGAUCAGAUGUCUGAGAGGGAUGUUGUUUCUUGGAACUCUAUCAUUUCGGCUCAUUCUAAAGACCCAAAAGCAUUGGUUUAUUUUCAGCAGAUGGAGAGUGCUGGUGCACUGCCUGACAAUAUUACAUUCGUGUCAUUACUAUCAACUUGUGCACAUUUGGGUUUAGUGAAUGAUGGCAAGAAAAUAUUUACUAUCAUGACAAACAAGUACAGAGUAAAACCGAUCAUGGAACAUUACAGUUGUAUGGUGAACCUUUUCGGAAGGGCAGGCCUAAUCGAAGAGGCUUAUAAUGUGAUAGUGGAGCAAAUGGAGUUUGAGGCGGGUCCAACUGUAUGGGGGGCUCUGCUCUAUGCUUGCUACCUUCAUAAAGAUGUAGGAGUCGGGGAGAUUGCUGCUGCACGACUUUUCGAGCUUGAGCCUGACAAUGAACGGAAUUUCGAGCUUUUAAUGAAGAUUUAUGCCAAUGCAGACAGAUUAGAGGAUGUUGAGAGAGUGAGAAAGAUGAUGGUAGACAGGGGAUUAGACUCGUAACUAUCUUUAUGGUUUGUCUUCAAUAUUGAGUCAUUUUCGGCAGAGAUUCAUGGUACAAUCACAGAUCAACUUUGGUUUAUAAGCUACUAUUAUGGGAGCUCCAACAAUUGAUACUGACCAAAUAGAGAGAAGUAAAAUUGUUCUUUGAACGAGUAGCUUCACCUAUAUAUUCAUCUACGUAAUCUACAUACAUGCCAGAAGAUAAUCUGGAUUAGAUAUGUCUCGUUCAGUUAGAACAGUACUCCCAAGAACAAUGUAUUGCAAACACACAUGGGCAAGCUAAAUACCAAAAUAACAGAAGAAUAAAUGUAAUUUUUUCAACGGAACUAUGCUUAUUGUGGGACUUUUGUUAGUUUUUCAUGUGACAAAUUAAUAGAGUAAUUUGCGGCUAA
Messenger RNA from Cannabis sativa, 2110 nucleotides. RefSeq names its product pentatricopeptide repeat-containing protein At4g25270, chloroplastic. NCBI's taxonomy places the organism in Eukaryota, Viridiplantae, Streptophyta, Magnoliopsida, Rosales, Cannabaceae. The transcript has a single exon. The record is from RefSeq and is a predicted model, not a curated record. The coding region runs from base 147 to 1718 and encodes 523 amino acids. Gene Ontology annotation, biological process: RNA modification. Gene Ontology annotation, molecular function: protein binding; RNA binding.